This is a messenger RNA of Pseudocercospora fijiensis CIRAD86, 1239 nucleotides long. RefSeq lists its product as uncharacterized. Lineage: Eukaryota; Fungi; Ascomycota; Dothideomycetes; Mycosphaerellales; Mycosphaerellaceae. Bases 41 to 976 code for a protein of 311 amino acids. The record is from RefSeq and is a predicted model, not a curated record. The transcript has 2 exons. Gene Ontology annotation, biological process: cytosolic ribosome assembly. Gene Ontology annotation, cellular component: mitochondrial matrix.
CUCCCUUCAUCACCGGUAAUAAUCUUUCAUCUUCUCCAAAAUGCUUUCCCGCGCAUUCGCUCGCGCUGUCCCGCGCACAACAUCCCGCAUCGCCACCACUUCUCUCCGCCCAGCAUUCACCUCAUCCACUCGCAGCCAAAUCAGUUCUAUCAGCAGACAAGCGCCUCGCAUCGCCGCAUUCUCGACAUCGCAAUGGAGGAAAGAUGAACACGCACAACACCUGGCUGCCAAGAUUGACGGCGAGAUCAACAUCGAGACUUCAGAAUCUGAGGCGCAGGCGGGCAGUGACGAGAAUGUGAAGCGAUUCCAGGACGACAACCCGUGGUGGACCAUACAAGACACUUUGGGCGAGCAGGAUGUCUACUUCAAGCGCGACUUUGAGGAUGAGAAGAUUACCGUCCACUUCAGCAUUGCCGAUUUCGACAACCAGUACGGGGAGAGCCCAGAUGGAGACUCUGCGCUGGGCGAUGAGUAUGACGGCAUGGAGGAUGGCCAGAGUGGUGGUGCCAACUCCAAGGAUGCCAUCAACCAAGGCCGAAGAGGCGACCAAAACUUCAAAGUCGCUCCCGAAGACAGCGUCGCACCUGCCGACCGCGAAGAGCUCGCCGAUGAGGAGGACCAACCCCAGCCAUUCCCCGUCACCGUCUCCGUCCUCGUCCAACGCCAGAACAAGGGCGCCCUCAAAUUCAUCCUUGUCGCUCAGGACGGCGAUUUCGAGAUCAUCCAAAUGCAACAAUUGCCAAAAGACCUCAAGAUCCAGAACAUCAACGAGAUCAUCCGAAACACCCCCGAGCACCUCUACCUCGGCCCACCUUUCCAGCAACUCGAUGAGGAGGUCCAGGGUAUUGUUGAGAGCUACCUCAACGCAAGAGGCGUGACCGAGUACCUUGCACAAGUCAUUCCCGACUAUAUCGAUGUUAAGGAGCAGAAGGAAUACCUUGGUUGGUUGAACAGGGUCAAAGACUUUGUGGAGUAGAAUUGAUGAAGAAAGUGAUGGGGAUAUGUACGAUGAGGGAAAGAGAAGAUAGCAAUGCCGCAGCACUGCGACUGCAGAAGAGCUCGUCCGGAAGUGGACAUCAUAUCAGCCAGCGUUUCAUCAUCACGACCGGCGUGAAACGGCGUAGAUCGGCCAGGUCAUCUUGCUUGGGUGUUUUGAGGUUUCGCCUCGUGCAUAUGUACAUCAUUCGAAAUAGCAUAACAACUCUCCGCCUCUAAAUCAAGAGCAGACUGGAGCAUUUC